GUAUAUAAUGAAAUGGGAUAUCACCCUUCUUUGCACUCUAAUCAGUAAUCACAACCAACCAACGUAGUUAUGGCGUCCUAUUUACAUAACUAUGUUCUUGCUAUUUUACUUUUGGCCAUAAUCCAAUUUAAAGCCACUUCUGCAAGCUCUCACCACCACCACCACCACCUCAAAUCCCUUCACUUCUCGCUGUUUCAACAUGAGACCAUAAACAAAACCGGAUAUAUCAUAGUGGAGGGUAUUAGUAUAAAAGGAGGAGCAGGAAUCUCUCAAACUACAACCCCCUUUGGAACCUUAUUUGUCUUUCAGGACCCUUUGACUGUUGCAGCCAAUAGAUCCUCCAAACUAGUUGGGAUUUCAGAAGGAACUUCCAUCACAUCUAGUGUUGACGGGCUUCAAAGCAUUUCAAUUGCAAAGCUAACUCUGCGUUUGAAGCACCACAAGGGCUCUAUUUCCGUUGUUGGUGCAAUAAAUAAUAUCAAACCCUCGAACCUUCCAGUGGUAGGAGGCACUGAAGAUUUCAUGUUUGUGCAAGGCUAUGUCACUUCUUCUCCGGUUGAUCUUAAGGGUCUUACUGUUGUCUACAAGAUUGAGUUUCAUCUUUACUGGCCUCCAUAUGCAACUCAUCACGCCUCAUGAACUAUUUUGCAUGGCCACAAUCUAGAUAUGCUGUGAAUUUUGAAGUUGCUUAAAUGGUCAUGAACCUAAUAAUAACCCAGUUCGAAAGGGUAACAUCCUUUUUUGUUUGAAAAAUUACCACCUGUAGGUUUUGUUGUCCUCGUUCGAAUUUGUUCUCACUAGUCAGUAAUUUGUAUUGUAUUCCUAAGAUGCUAUUCAUGUGGUUACUCUUCCAUUUUCUCGUCUGUUUGUUUCAUUAUUAUUUUAGCACUGAAAUGAAGUAAUGAUUUAGUAUCAUAUCAGCAACCUCAUUAUUA
Molecule: messenger RNA, 935 nt
Organism: Cajanus cajan (pigeon pea)
Lineage: Eukaryota; Viridiplantae; Streptophyta; Magnoliopsida; Fabales; Fabaceae
Product: disease resistance response protein 206
Source: RefSeq, a predicted model, not a curated record